CAUUCACUGCCUAUGAUGACUUGGUGAGUUUUUGCCACAUAUAAAAAACCGUUUUGUGGCAUUUGUUUUGCAUGAACCUUGGAGUUUGUCACUUUAAUUUAAGUCAGAAUGGAGAUGAAAAAUCUUGUUGCAUCAGUUGUAAUAUGGAUAUGGUAUAUAACCUGUGGUUUCGGCUUCAAUGUAUAUGCUGAUGAUAUGGUUAGGAUUGAGCUAAAAAGGCGACCCUUGGACCUUUCUAGUAUAAGGGAUGCAACAAUGUACGCUAAAGAUCUCAAUAGAAAAUUGGGUAAUUCUGAUCUGAAUGACCAGAUAAUUUACCUAAAAAGUUAUCGUGAUGUCCACUACUUUGCGGAGAUUGGUAUUGGUUCACCGCCCCAACGAUUCAUUGUUGUGUUUGAUACUGCAAGUUCCUAUCUUUGGGUCCCUUCUUCAAGAUGCUUUUUCUCGAUUGCAUGUUAUCUUCGUCCCAGGUACAAAUCAAGACUAUCAAAUACGUAUACAAAAAUUGGAAAGUCUUGCAAAAUCCCUUUUGGCACUGGUUCAGUGCAUGGAUUCUUCAGCCAAGACAAUUUGAAAGUUGGAGAUGCUAUCUUAAAGCAGCAGGUUUUCACUGAGGUAACACGGGAGGGAUACUUCACAUUCUUGCGUGCACGAUUUGAUGGAGUACUAGGGCUUGGAUUUCAGGACACGGCUUCAAGGAAUGUCACACCAGUAUGGUAUAACAUGUUGCUUCAGCAUAUGGUUACCAAGUCAAUCUUCUCAUUCUGGCUAAAUCGAGAUCCUACGUCUAGGAUAGCGGGUGAAAUUCUCUUUGGAGGCAUGGAUUGGACUCACUUCAGGGGUCAGCAUACAUACGUACCAGUUGCUCAAAAUGGUUAUUGGGAGAUUGAGAUAGGGGAUCUUUUUAUAGGAAACAAUUCAACAGGUCUUUGUAAGGAUGGAUGUCAAGCUAUUGUGGAUACUGGAACAUCUUUUAUUGCUGGUCCAACUACUAUUUUAACUCAAAUAAAUCAUGCCAUCGGAGCUGAAGGAAUUGUUAGUUUGGAAUGCAAAAAAGUUGUCUCAAAUUAUGGGGAUUCGAUCUGGGAACGCUUGAUAUCAGGGAUACAACCGGAGAAGAUUUGCAACAGAAUUGGACUCUGUACAAAUAAUGGAUCUUUAGGUGGAAGUCAUGAACACCGAAUGGGAAUUCGAGGUGGUUUAUGUUCUUCUUGUGAGAUGAUAGUGUUCUGGAUACAAGUAGAGAUUAGAAAAGAGAGAUCAAAAGAAAAAGCUUUUCAAUAUGCCAAUCAGCUGUGUGAGACGCUUCCGAAUCCUGGGGGAAAGUCAUUUAUCAACUGUGAUGUCUUUGCCCUGCCACAUAUAACAUUUACCAUUGGGAAAAAAUCUUUUCCCCUUUCUCCAGAUCAGUAUGUUAUCAGAGUUGAUGACAGUCAAGGUGUCCACUGUAUUAGUGGAUUUACAACUUUAAACGUGCAUCCGCGACGUCCCCUCUGGGUUCUUGGAGAUGCAUUCUUGAGAGCAUAUCACACAGUUUUCGACUUUGGCAAUUCACAAAUUGGAUUUGCAGAAAGUGCUUAGAGCGGUUUCAAGGAUUAUAUAUGACAAAUUGGAUUCUUCAAAAAUUUGUUUGGUUUUGCUGCUUGAUUUUACUUUCUAGUUCUAGGUAGACAAAUAAAACUAUUCUAUGUUUUUACCCCUUUGUUCAUCUUCACUCAUUUGUCACUCGACUUCAAUGUCCUUCAUACUGAUGAACAGUACUGGACACUCAGAAAUGGUUUUGGGAAUAAUAUACUUCAGAUAUCACACUUUACUUU
This is a messenger RNA of Nicotiana tabacum (common tobacco), 1817 nucleotides long. Its product is annotated as cyprosin-like. Gene Ontology annotation, molecular function: aspartic-type endopeptidase activity. The record is from RefSeq and is a predicted model, not a curated record. Lineage: Eukaryota; Viridiplantae; Streptophyta; Magnoliopsida; Solanales; Solanaceae. Gene Ontology annotation, biological process: lipid metabolic process; proteolysis.